Molecule: messenger RNA, 2099 nt
Organism: Toxorhynchites rutilus septentrionalis
Lineage: Eukaryota; Metazoa; Arthropoda; Insecta; Diptera; Culicidae
Exons: 2
Coding region: 107-1489 (460 amino acids)
Source: RefSeq, a predicted model, not a curated record
AUCGUGCACCCGGAAUUGUCGAUAUAAACAAAAACAAAUAAAAACGACGCAUAACAAAGCUGCAAAACAAAAACAAUUGUUUUGAAAAUGUGAAAAAUAUAUAGUUAUGAGAAAUUGGACAAAUAUGCCUUGUUCGUUGAACGAAGUGAUAUCUUUACUCAAAUUCAUUUUGUUUCUUAUACUAUUCCAUGAAAGCACUGGAGACUUUCAUCGCUACAACGGAGAACUGUUUAUCCAGAACGUGGAAAGGGGAGAAAAAUUUAAAAAUGACCUUGAACAGAAGAGUCGUUUGCCACGCUACGGUAAUUGUUGGAUGCAGAGCUUGGAACAUUUGAGAAACGGAUGCCGAAUAUUAACCGAUUCGAUUCAGGUCGAUAUGGCGUUACGCUUAACCGAUUGCUUCCUGGAAAUGUCGGGCCAGGAUCGACUGAACUGUGUCUCGGAGCGAACGGAGAGUUUGAAACGUCUGUGCAUGAGUGAGAUGGGGGAUCAACCGUUCGCGGUCUACAGCGAUUAUUUCAUACAGGCACAGGAUAUGUGCUUUUUCCUGGAAAGCCAAAAGUGGCAGCAAGAAGCGGAGAAUACGAUUGACACAUUGAAUUCCAAGUCAAAAGAGAUCAGUGAAUGGUUGAAUGCUGCUAGUAAAAUCCAACAUGUCAUUCUGGAGCAGCAGAAAGCGGAAUUGACACUUCAGGAAGAAAUGUUAGGAAUUGGGAGCAAUCUUUCGCGUGUGCUGAUUGAUGCUCAACAAUCAUUCGAUAAACUGAACGCAGAUUUUCGUAAUUCCUCCCAGAGGCAUAAAUCUAUGCUGACAGAUCUUUCUCUAGGAACUAACUUGUUGCACAGUUGGAUAAUAGAACGGUUUAGCAUUGUGGAUUGCCUUCUGCUUUACGCGUGCUCUCUGUUGGUGAUUAUAAUUGGCACUUCUUUGAAGCGCACGGCUAAUUCUCGGGUAUAUUUUCUGCUUUGUUUAGCGGUGACUGGCUGCCUCGAGAUGGCUAUUUCAAAAUUAAAUCUCAAAUCAGAAUCCCCAUUGAAUAACAAGGUAAUUUGGACGUUUCGGAUUGUCUUCAUCGUAAGCAGUUGUUGUAUUUUGAGGGUUUUGUACAAUCGUUAUGAAGAUUUGAAUGAAAAGCUGCUGAACGACAUCAAAGAGCAGAAUCGUCAAAUAAUGGAUUAUCUACUUCAAAUGAAAUUUGAUAGCCAACGUAAUCAAACGAACGUGAAGGAAUCCCAUUCCAUGUAUAGUUUUAGCGUGGCAGCAAGCGACAGUCGUAAAAGUAUUCUUGAUCCUCUCUUCGGACAAACAUUGCAGGAACCGGCUACGGAGUCUGCUACAGGCUAUGAGAAGGAGAACAGCUCUAAUGAUCGUCGUUCGACUAGCAGGUCAACGAAGCUAACUCCAGAAAGGAAAACGGCUGAACAGUCGAGUUUUUCACGGUUGUCGAGAUAUAACUUAAGGAGAAAAACAAUUAAUUCCAGUAAUUAGUUUGGUUUUGUUUCGUAUUAUUACAUUCCAAAUUGCGGGGCUCAGAAUGCAAGGGGUGUAAGUGACUUGAUCGAUUUCUCUUCAUCAACUUUUUAUUUAGUUAAUAACUCAACUGCAAAAACGUUCCAAUUUAAGUUUGCUCUACAAUCCGAUAGAUGAGGUUCUGACCUAUGUUCCACAUUGUCAAAUACAGCUGGGAAUGUAUUUUCAGCUAAGUUAUGACCUAAAGAGAGAGUCGAUGUAGAGAAAUCGAUCAAAUCACUUACACCCCUUUCAUUCUAAGCCCCUCAAUUGACUAUAGUAUUUUAUGAGAUUUUAUAUGAAAUGCAAAACAUUUUAAUUGUUGAAUAUCAAUAAUAAAGAUUAAUGAUGUAUUACAAUGUUAUAUAUUUUAACCAUCGUAUUGUACCGAAAUGACAAAAGUUUUACACUUUUGUUGAACACGACGUUUUACACGAUUGCGUUUAAGAGAUUUGUCAAUAUCCGAUUACAUUAUGGAAUACAUAUAGGUUUUGAAUUGAAAUAGAGCGUGUUUCGGUCAAAAAUGAUGCGGAAUUUGCGAUGACGACAUUGAGCUUCGUUUUCCCAAAUAUUCAUAUCAAAUAGGUAU